AAAUGAAGACCCGGAGGAACAUCUUGGCUCUUUCAAAACAAUGGCUGAAAUGGUUAACAACGGCGCGCACGUUGCAAUCAAGAAGCUAGCUCUUGCCUCGCAAGCCGCCAUAUUUAAGGACGUGAUCCCGGGCUACCGCAUCCGGCCUCUCAGUGAUGGAGAAAUGUCUACUAAGUUAUCGAAAGAAGUGCGCAAACUGCAAAACUACGAACAGUCGCUUCUUUCACAUUAUAAACACUACGUUCAGAAGUUGACUGAGCUUACCAAGCCGUCUAAAGCCUCACAGGAGGAAGUUGACCCUAGUUUAAAAAGUAUUGCGAUCAACUGUGCUGGCAACAUGCUCCUUUCCGUACCACAUUUUAACUUUCGCGGGGAGCUCUUGAAAAUUCUUGUCAACCGGCUCGCAAAGAGACAAGUGGAUGCUGAUUUUGUCAAAUGCCGGGAAACAAUCGAAGAAGUCUUCGCAAGAGACGAGGAUGGAGUCGUCUCCCUUGAAGCCGUUCGUCUCCUGUCGAAGAUGAUGAAGGCGAAGGAAUUUAGAAUCAACGAAAGCGUCCUGGACACCUUCCUACACCUCCGGCUGCUCUCCGAAUUCUCUUCCAAGGCAUCAAGAGACCGGGUUGACCGUGAGCCAGAGGAGGAUACAUUCCGUGGGAAGAAGAAGCAAAAGAAAGAAUUCCGCACUAAACGGGAGCGCAAGAUCCAAAAGGAGCGGAAGGCCGUGGAGAAGGAUAUGAAGGAAGCUGACGCCUUAGUAUCCCACGAGGAAAGAGAUAAGAACCAAGCGGAGACCUUGAAGCUUGUGUUUGGGGUUUACUUCCGCAUUCUGAAACUCCGCAUUCCUACUCUUAUGGGCCCGGUACUCGAGGGCCUUGCUAAAUACGCGCAUCUGAUCAACCAAGAUUUCUUUGGCGACUUACUCGAAGCUCUGAAGGACUUGAUCGGGCACGCUGAUCGCGACGAAUUUGAAGACAACGACGUGGAGGAUGAGGAUCCUGAAUCCAUGACAGCAUCAAGAGAUUCUCAGCGCGAAGCCCUCCUUUGUACCGUUACUGCCUUUGCGCUCCUUCAAGGACAGGAUGCUAGCAAGGCGGCAGGUACACUUCAUCUUGACUUAAGCUUUUUUAUCAAGCAUCUUUAUCGCUCCCUAUACUCUCACUCGAUCAACCCUGACAUUGAAUUCAACCCCAACAAAUCUCUUCGGCUCCCCGAUCCAGAUGAUAACAGCUCGACGGAGCAAUUCAAGUCGAGGAACAAGGUCAACUUUCAGACUCCGACAGUUCUGCUGCUCCGCUGCCUUCAGUCCACACUGUUGUCCCGCGCACAAGGAAUACCACCUCCGGUGCGUGUUGGUAGCUUCACUAAACGACUCCUGACGACAUCGCUCCAGGUCCCUGAGAAGUCCGCUAUUGCCACGCUUUCCCUUCUAAACCAGGUAACGAAGCAUCACGCAAAUCGUAUCUCUUCAUUGUGGUACAGUGAGGAGCGUAAAGGCGAUGGUGUAUACAAUCCCUACGCAACAGAUAUAGAAGCAACCAAUGUCUUUGCUGGGACGGUAUGGGAGGGAGAAUUACUGCGACUACACUACUGUCCCCAAGUCCGGGAUGCUGCCAUGGACAUGGAGAAGAUGAUCUCGAAGAAAUAAAGCAUUUGUCAUUAAGGCUAUUUGCAAUGUAUCAACAUGACAUUUCAUCCCCAUUUAAAAGAACACAUUCCUCAUGUUUAAUCCAUAAACUGAAAUGUUUCCUUUUCUUUUUCUCUUAUGUCCUUUUUACGCCCUUUUUUUUGUUCUUUUUGGUUAGCCAGAUCAUGAUACCCGGUAAUCUUAGAACACGUGAGCAGGUCAACUGCAAGCGUCAAUCUGAAAUGAAAUCUCACACCAUUA
Aspergillus caelatus is the source of this 1885-nucleotide messenger RNA. RefSeq names its product nuclear export protein Noc3. Lineage: Eukaryota; Fungi; Ascomycota; Eurotiomycetes; Eurotiales; Aspergillaceae. Bases 41 to 1645 code for a protein of 534 amino acids. Gene Ontology annotation, biological process: DNA replication initiation. Gene Ontology annotation, cellular component: nucleolus. Gene Ontology annotation, molecular function: chromatin binding. The record is from RefSeq and is a predicted model, not a curated record. The transcript has a single exon.